AAUCGCUCAGUCGCAAGCAUGCCUCCGAGCUUUAUCCGCGCGUCGUUAUCAAUAUCGUUCACGGCGAUUCUGGUGCUAAUUACUUGCACGCCAACUCGCGCUCGCGAGAAAUCCGCCGUCGAGGCUUACAUCGAGGCGAAAUUCCGAGAAACUAGGGAGCACUUGCUGAACGAAUUAUACACGGGAGCGGGAUUCGACGAUUACGAGGCCGAUUGGUCGAAAUUAUGGAGCAGCUCGCCGACAACGAGACGACCCAGGGCCGCGAGUUUCUUCGGAUACGACGACGACGCGGUAGAACAACGAGCCUACCUCGUCGACGGUGCAGGGCGUCUGUACAGCGUGUCGACUCGCUCGUCGCCACCUUAUCUGGCUUACAAUCCGGUUCGGCUCAACGGCUUUCCACCCUUGUACGAGCCCGUUCGAUUCGUCCGAAGCCACAACUGGCGGGGCACUCUGUUCCUGCUCGUCUGCCAGAGCCGAGGCUGCAGCCUGUAUCACGGCCGGGGCGACGUCGCCCAGCUGCCCUUCCGGGCGGUCCAGCUGCUGCACGCGGACGGUCUGCUGGUGGUCGACGCCUGCUUCGUGCCGCGCGCCGACAGAUUCUUUCUGCUCGUGCCCUACUCCGACGCCAACAGAGCAAACGCACAGCCGACCAAAUUGUACGAAUGGAACGGAGAGGGCGCGAUGCUGACGAUCGGCGAGCUGCGCACACCGCCCGUCGCCGCCGUGACGUUCCUGCCGAGCAACGAGGACAGCAGCGUCGUCCUCCUGGUUUUCGCGCUCGAGGGAAGAGUCGUCGUCGACGACGGCGGCGGCGGCGGUGCGGACGGCGACGGAGUGACCUGCAUAGUGUACGAGAUGCGCAACAGUCGGGACAACAAGAACACGAUCGUCAAGCCCCUGACCUGGCUCAAGAACAUGGGCGAGAUCGCCUCGAUUUAUCCGUACCGUUUCGCGGGCACGAAUUACCUGCUGAUCGUCGGCGACGAGUCGACCAGUGCCGUGUACUUUUGGGACGGCAAUGAAUUGAAAAAAUGGCUCGACGUGCCGGAUCUGAGAUCCACGAGCAUCUUGAACAUACAACGCAUCAACGGCAAUACUUUGCUUUUCGUUUGUAACGAGAACACUCUGCUGGUAUACAAGAUCGAGCAUCGAUCUUGCACUCUGCUCUCGAUUCACACGUUUUCCCCAGAUCAGCGAGUGGUCGACGUAACGGUUUGGGAGCAUCGCGGCAUACCCAUGAUAAUGCUCAUCAAGCAGGAUCCGAUCACCGGCGUUUACAACACCGAGCUGUGGUCCUUGCACUUUCGGCAAAGAAUUCCGGAUGUAACGCACGAAGACGUCCAGCAGUGCUUGGAUGAAUUGCAAGUGGCUCUGGAUAAACGAGGCGCAGCUCUGGAAGAAUCGGAAAGAUUCAUGAAUCAAAUGAUGUCCGGUAUGCCGCUGAAAUUCGAUCAAAUAUUCAUAGACAGCGAUCGGGUCGAACUAUCGUCCGUGGAAUUCGACGUCGAAGACAGCGAUAGCCUCAAUCCCGAGAUCAUUCUCGACGAACUGCUCGAACUGCGCGCGAAGGUGGACGAUUUGUUGAGAAAAGCGUCGAUGGCCAACGAGAUCGAGGAUCUGUCGGGUCGUGGCCUCGUGGUCGAGGGUGACGCCUACAUCGACGAGCUGGAAAUCGAUCGCCUCGAGGUCGAGAGCAUCAACGGCGUGGCGUUCGACGCCCCGAGCAUCCUCCUGGACGAGCUCGAUCAGACUUUCGACCGGCCGCUGGAAGCUAAAAACAUCGUGAUACACGAUCUGGAAGUGCCGUCGAUUUGCGGACUCGAAUCGUCCAAUUGGCUAUUGGUCGACGACGAGGAGAAAACGGAUCUGAGCGGUAUCGAUUGGAACAAAGCGUCGAUCGUUGGAGAAGAUACACUUGUCGUUGAUGGUGAUGUUUUCGUUGAGAAUCUAAGCACCGAAACGAUUAACGGAAAAAAUAUUAAUAAGCUCAUGGACGAUUUUUUCAUUAUCGGAAAAAAUCAAAUAAUCGAUGGCAACGUCACGUACAAAACUUGCUCGCGUGCGACACAGGUGUUCGCAGAUGAGAUCAACGGCGUACCGUUCGAUGCCUUGCUCACUAAAUCCGACGAUCAAUUUCUCGACGACGUUUACAUCGAGAAUCUCGACGUUCGUCAUCUGUACGUGGAAACGAUCAACGGCGUGCGAGUCGAUCAAGCAGCGAGAAUAUCUCAAGAGAACGUCAUCAAGGGCAGAGUCAGCUUGGCCAAUUUGGAAAUAAUCGAGGAACUGGAAGUGCGGGGCAACUUCUCCAUGCCGUUCGCUCGUCCGCUUCAAGUGUACGACGAGGUUCACAUAAACGGCGACGUUUACGUGAACAAUUUUUUCAUGAAAGAACAGUCGUCCUUGAUAGUCGAUGGAAGCGAUCUAAACGUGCAGGAAAUCCUGGAAAAUUCAUGGACCAAGUCGACGGAUCAAACCAUCGUCAAUUCUGUGGUAUUUGAAGAAGGAGCAUCGAUCGACGAGUUAUACUGUCGCUUCCUCAAUGGUUUCGCCGAGGAAGAUUUCGUUUAUACUACCGACACUGAAUUCGACGGUCUGGAGAACGUUACCUUUUCUCGUUUCCGUUUCAAUCGAGUUUUCGAUGAAAAUAAUCGCGAGAUUUCGGAUUUUAUCGACGAAUCUCCCAUGUUACUGACCUUCAAGAAGCCCAUACGUUUGAAACAUUUACAAGUCGAUAGUAUGAUUACCGAUUUUUACAAUGGUGUAGACAUUGAUCAAUUAAUGUCCAUGAAAAAUAUUUCAAGUUUGAAGUUUCCGGACUUUACGGAAUUCGAAGAGCUUCAUGUGGAUGGCAGCUUGAACGUCGAGGGCCUGUGGAUGGAAACUCUGAAUUCUCAAGAUGCCUCGAUAAUCAAAAAAGCUCUGACAAUUAAUGAUAACAUUUACGAAGACAAAUUAGAGGUUCAUGAGUUUAGUGCUGAAAAUUUAACGGUGGAAAAUUUGUGCGGCUCGAACUUGAACGAAUUGUUGGAAAUCAUAAAUAAUCCUUAUGAAGUGGCAUUUACGGUCAAAGGGGACGUCGAAAUCGAUAACAGCUUGCAAGCUCGACUCAUCAACGGAAUGAACGCAAGUGACUACUUAACUCAGCUGAAAAGUAUGGAUCCGUCCGAUUUGAUUGGGCCCAAAAGUUUGCGACAUUUACGUUCAGUGGAAAAUUUGAAUGUCAGUACUUUAAAUGGAUAUGAUGUAAAUCAAGUUUUUCAUACUAUGUUGGAUAAAAUCGAAGAUGAAAAUUACACAGGAGAUUUAAAAGUGCAGAAUGUGAAAGUUGUUAAUCUAAAGUGCAAUAAAAUGAAUGGUAUGAAUUUGUCAAAUUUGAUGUACGUCAACGAACCGGCUGUGUUUAAUGGAAACGUGACUUUCAAUGAUUUGGUAUUGAAAGGAAAUUUGAAAACCAAAAAACCAUUGUCAGAGGCAAUUAAAAUAAAUCAAGUCCUUUCGAUUAAACACCCGAUUAAUCUUCAUGUUUUUGGUGACUUGAUGUGGGAAGAAGAUUCUUCGAAGCCACAAUCCUUGAGCUAUCUAUUCAAAAACGCGAUGACCAAGAGUGGCAAUCAAACCUUCGACUGUCCUGUGGAAUUUUUGGCUCCGGUGAGCGUCGAUUCUUUGCGGAUUCCUGUUGAAAGUCCUGCACUGGAAAUGGUUCAAGGAGUUAUCGAAGAUGCAGUUAUCGACAGCGAUGACGACACGGCGGCCCCGAUCAUCAUUCGCGGAAGGAAAAAAUUCAAAAAGGAGCUGCUCGUGAACGAUCUGACGGUCGAUGGAGAUCUCAACGUCGAUAGAAUCAACGACGUAUACGUGGAUCGGGUGUUUCCGCAAAUUUUUCAAAAAAAUACCGGCGAUGUCAUGCCCGUCGUAGAGUUUUCAGAGGACAUUAAAAUCGGCCAAUUGAUCAGCGACAGUCGAAUUCAUAAUGUCUCAUUGGAGAAUAUAGCCACGAUUGACAAAGAAUUGCCAAAUCGUAUACGAUUCGAACAUUUAGUGGUCGAAAACAAUGUGUCGCUAAAAUAUUGGGAUGGGGUCAAUUUCGAUGAGUUUGUACGAGAUCGAAUAACUAUCGAUGGCGAUUAUCAGAUAUCAGGAGACGUUGAGUUUACUGAAACCGUCGACGUCAUCGGCAGGACCUACGCGAAACUUAUCAACGGAAUCGAGCCCGAAUCUUUGGUUCAAAAUGACGAUAGCAAGGAUAUGAAGAUAAUAUACGGUAAUAAACAUUUCAUGUCGAAUUUGACUAUCAACGGUGGUUUGGAAGUUCCAAAGAUAAACGAUGUCAAUAUCGACGAAAUUUACGCCCUGGAUAGUGUGAAAAGCGCUCAAAAUAUCGAAAUCUGCGGUGAUUUGAUUUUCGAGAACGACGUCGAAUUCGUCAAAAAUAUUAAUGUUGCCGGACAUACAUACGGUUCGAUAUUGAACUAUGAUAUUGAUAUCGAUCGCCUGUUUACUGAAGAUCCUGAAUUCUAUCUCGAGGAAAGCGAGACAAUAAACAAGAUCCACGUGGCCAACGCCUUCAAAUUCAAAAGCUCCAAAAUCAGCGAAUCAAUUACGCGUUUGGACAUUUACACUAUCGAGCCAGGCAAUUACUGUGGUUUGACAGACUCGAAUUGUCACUGCAGACGCCAGCACGUCGUCGACAUUCUACCCUCUGGCGAGUACAGUCUCCGAAGCAGCCACGACAGCGACGUCGUUUUCAACUUUUACGAUGCGAAAGAUCGAUUCGAGCUCAGCGUCGCGAGUAGCGCAGUCUCGACCGGUCAGGACUGCUUGAGGGGCUUGGAUCUAACGGAGCUGACGAGGGUGUUCUUGACGAUGUUCUACGAAGAUCCGCGAGAUCGAAAAUUGGUCGCCGAGAUACAGGGCUUUGUCAAGGAUGCUGAUAUAUUUGUUCUUGAUGAUAAGAUCUAUCUGUUUGUCGCUGUAUUCUACGAUAAAACCUGGAACAGCCAUUCGACCGCGUCGUGGCUGUACGAGUUCGAUUUCGCGAGGAACACAUCGUUUCUGAUUCAGGCUAUACCGACCGAAGGUGCCGCAUCCGUCAAAAUCUUUGAAAUCGUCAACGUAGGCGUGCACCUACUCGUCGGAUGCAUAAAAGGCAGCGCGGAGUCUUCGCUCUGGAGAUUCGUUCCCAAUUUCAAACAGUUUCAGCUCGUUCGCACCUUUGCGACUGGUGGAAGCGAGCACGUAGCAUCGUUGAGCUAUCGUGACUCUAAUUUUGUCCUGUUGAGUAAUCCCGACAUCGAGGCUGUUCAAAUAUUCAAUUACGAUUUCGAUUCGGAUAGUUUUGAUAAUUAUCAAAAUUUGUUUUUCGAUUCGAAAGUUAUGAGCCUUGACGUAUUUUACGCACGAGAAUUUGCCAAAAGCGCAGCAUAUGUUCUCACAACAACCAAGGAUGGAAGUUUUUUCAUUCACGUAUAUAAUUUAUAUGCGAAAUUCCAACUGCUCAUUUCAUACCGGUCCGAGGAUAUUCAAAUUUUAUCGCCGUUUCGUCAUUCUGGCCGGAAUUAUUUAUUUGCUGGUUCAAAAGUGAACAGCACCAUUUACGAUAUUGUUCAAUAGUCCGUUGAUUGGAUUAAC
Molecule: messenger RNA, 5634 nt
Organism: Trichogramma pretiosum
Lineage: Eukaryota; Metazoa; Arthropoda; Insecta; Hymenoptera; Trichogrammatidae
Gene: fs(1)M3
Exons: 16
Coding region: 19-5616 (1865 amino acids)
Cellular component (GO): cell surface
Molecular function (GO): heparin binding
Source: RefSeq, a predicted model, not a curated record